Molecule: messenger RNA, 1332 nt
Organism: Lasiodiplodia theobromae
Lineage: Eukaryota; Fungi; Ascomycota; Dothideomycetes; Botryosphaeriales; Botryosphaeriaceae
Product: Ribosome biogenesis protein
Exons: 3
Coding region: 1-1332 (443 amino acids)
Biological process (GO): rRNA processing; ribosomal large subunit assembly
Cellular component (GO): preribosome, large subunit precursor
Molecular function (GO): rRNA binding
Source: RefSeq, a predicted model, not a curated record
AUGGCAAAACGGAGAGUCAAGAAGCGCACGCACAUCGGCGCUAGCCUGCCCAAAGGAACCCAGAAGCCCAACGAUGGCGCGCCGAAGAGCAUGGUCAUUCGUGUGGGAGCCGGCGAGGUCGGCUCCAGCGUCUCGCAACUGGUCAAGGACAUGAGGCUGGUCAUGGAGCCUGGUACAGCGACGAGAUUGAAGGAGAGGAAAUCCAACAAACUGCGCGACUACACGACAAUGGCUGGGCCUCUCGGCGUCACACAUCUUCUGCUAUUCUCCAAAUCCUCGUCCGGGAACACAAACCUGCGCCUUGCGAAGACUCCUCGCGGCCCUACGCUGCACUUCCGCGUCGAGAAAUACUCUUUGUGCAAGGAUAUCCAACGCGCCCAAAAACACCCCAGAACCGGGGGCCAUGAAUAUCACACGGCUCCUCUUCUUGUCAUGAACAACUUUACGAGCCCCCAAACCUCGGCCAGCGCGGAGAACCCCAUUCCGAAGCACCUCGAGAGCCUCACGACAACCAUGUUUCAGUCGCUCUUCCCGCCAAUCUCCCCUCAAGCCACGCCAUUGACCUCGAUCCGCCGUGUUCUUCUCCUUAACCGCGAGCCUUCCCCAGACGACUCCAACUCUUACAUUAUCAAUCUGCGGCACUACGCAAUCACGACCAAAACCGUGACGAAGGAUAUGCCUAAGAGCUUGCGCCGUUUGAACAGCGCCGUCAAGGAUAAGAAGAAGAGGGGCCUGCCUAAUCUCGGCAAGCUCGAGGAUGCCGCCGACUACCUUCUGGACCCAGACGCGGGCGGCGGCUAUACUAGCGCGAGUGACAGCGAGGUUGAAACGGACGCCGAGGUUGAGGUGUUGGAGACGACUAGAAAAGUCCUCAACCGGAAGGAGAAGCAGCGGGCGGCUGCAGAAAGACAGGCUGCCGCCAACGGCGGGUCGGCCGGCGCGCGCAGCAAUGUCGAGAGGAAAGCCGUGAAAUUGGUCGAGCUCGGCCCGCGCAUGAAGCUUCGUCUCCAGAAAGUUGAGGAAGGCCUGUGUGGUGGAAAGGUCAUGUGGCACGAGCAUAUCACCAAGACUGCUGAAGAGGUCAGAGCGAUGGAUAAGAUGUGGGAUCAGCGAAGGAAAGAGAAGGAGGAGAGGAAACGCGUACAAAAGGAAAAUGUUGAGAGGAAGAAAAAGGAGAAGGCUGAUAAGAAAGCACGAGGCGAAGAAGUUGAUGAUGAUGAAGAGGAGGACUAUGACGAGGACAUGUCCGACGCCUGGGAUAGCGAAGGCCUUGACGAUGAGGGCGCCGGUGAUGUCGAGGACGAAGAUGAGGAUAUGGAAGACGACGAAUGA